UCAGUGCAACCCUUCUCCGCACAGUCCCUGACACCAGAGCUGGGCAUCAGGAGCUGUCCUUUGUUACAUCUCAGAGAGGGAGGCUCACCAUAGUUACGGUGAAUGACACAACAGUAGGCAGUGAAUGACACAACAGACACAACUUAGGCAGAAGCAGCAGCAGGCUUUUCCAUAGUGUCCAGCAGAGAAAAGAAAGUGUCCACAACUGUUUCUGUCCUGAAACAGCCUUUUCCCCUAUUUGUUCUGGACCCUCCCGGCAAGGGCUGCAACAUGGUCCAGCAAUGCCAAAGAAUGCACUGGUGACUCUCAGAUAUGGGGCCUAUAGGAGCUGCAGCGUCGUUGAACAUAGGACCUUCCGUCUGCAGGGCUUACAAGCUGUGCUGAAAGCUGAUGGACACCAAGUAAUCCUUGAAGAAAUACCAGAUUGGAAUGAAGUGCAGCUCAUAGUAAAUGGAGAGACUGUGUUUCAGUGCAACAUUAACGAUCUGGAUUUCGGAGGCGAUGGCCUGUUGGACCCACUUUGCCAAGAAGCUAGACAUGCAGUGUUAAACGCUUACUGAGUAAGAGGCCCAGUGUGUGCUCUUGACAGCAAAUCUCACAUCAAAUACCGGUAAAUAAGACUCUUUCCUUGCAUCGUCCAUUACGUUGUUAACCCUGUCUUUCAAAAGGGUUGAGUCCUCUUAUUUCACCACCAGUGUGGCGUCCAGGUGGAAGAGGCAGUUUAACUGGCCACAGAGAUUUAACCUCAGGGCUGGUAUUGGCUUGAUAGGCAGUGUGGGAUGACAGUUCUGUUUCUUUUGGAUCAUGUGCAAUCAAGAUGUGCAAACAAUGAUUAAGAUAUAAGGCCACCAUCCUCAGAUGACUACAUUUGGAGAGAUACGUUUGGGUAGCGGCUAGUCUUGCAUCUACCCAGGAUCUGCAACUCUUCAGACUGUAGACUUUGUAUGAUGUCUUCUAGAUAUAUCAAAUUACAAGGCAGCCCUGCUUUAAAUGUGUCGUGUGGAUCUGACCUGCAUCUUCCAGUUCUUCCGAAGACCUCAGCGCAGUCCACCAUGAUCUGUUCCCAACUGAGAGUGAAAGGAACCAGCGGUGGCACCCAGCAAACUAAGUGGGGAUCUGAAUCUGUUGCUCAGAUGCUCAAUACUCUAUCCGCUACACAAGCUUUCUUUUGCGAUGCAUCCCAUCGUUUAUGAGAUGUAUUUGCAUCCUCAAAUGACUCUCCCAUGCAAAACCUGGACUGCAGCAGGCCAUUGUUCACUCCAGUGAGAAAUGUAAUCUCCAGAAGAUACAAAGUUGUCCUCAAAUGUACCAGGAGCAGUGUUAAUUAAAUUGCUUUACAGCC
Podarcis raffonei (Aeolian wall lizard) is the source of this 1342-nucleotide messenger RNA. It is a transcript of the gene C5H10orf53, whose product is annotated as chromosome 5 C10orf53 homolog. The record is from RefSeq and is a predicted model, not a curated record. The transcript has 3 exons. Lineage: Eukaryota; Metazoa; Chordata; Lepidosauria; Squamata; Lacertidae. Bases 282 to 560 code for a protein of 92 amino acids.